Coffea eugenioides is the source of this 1137-nucleotide messenger RNA. RefSeq lists its product as uncharacterized. Gene Ontology annotation, cellular component: dynein complex. The coding region runs from base 139 to 753 and encodes 204 amino acids. Gene Ontology annotation, biological process: microtubule-based process. Gene Ontology annotation, molecular function: dynein light intermediate chain binding; dynein intermediate chain binding. The record is from RefSeq and is a predicted model, not a curated record. Lineage: Eukaryota; Viridiplantae; Streptophyta; Magnoliopsida; Gentianales; Rubiaceae. The transcript has 2 exons.
AUUAACACGUCCUGGCUGCCAAAUUCCUCGUGGCAUGAUUCCCAAGAGCUAGCCCAUUCUUCAUUUACCCUCUUCUCCAUCCGUCAAACUCCAACGGUCCCGAAACUAGCUCUUUAAGUUGAGGUUUGCCAAUAACCAAUGGCAAGUACUCAUCACACUCGGGAGAAGCAGAAGAAAGGAGGGGUGAUGUAUGUCUACAAGUUAGACACCGGAAAUCUGAAGAAGCCCUCGGAUUCAUCUUCCGCGAAGAAGGGGAUUAUUCAUUCAGGCAUCAGCUGGGGAUUAAGGAGGUCUAAAACCGUUCGGGAAGUGGUUGAUCAUGGCAGAGUUAAGACUAGCGUGGAAGACGAAACCAAGGAAGUAGUGGUGGAAUCAAGAAAAUCAGUUUCCAGCGAGGCAGUUGCGGGGGGUAGGAAGUCGGUGUCACAUAUAGAAGUGAACGUGGCAUCGGUGGCUUCAUUCCUUCAGGUGAAGGUUUUGGUUACGGACAUGCCAGGGUUCAUGCAGGUUCAUGCCUUCCGGUGCGCCAGGGGAACCUACGAUAGUCUCGAGAAAUUUAGCGCCAAGCACAUGGCCUAUAACAUCAAGAAGGAAUUUGACAAGGUUUAUGGGCCGGCCUGGCAUUGUAUAGUGGGCUCAAGUUUUGGAUCAUUUGUCACGCACGCAACGGGUUGUUUCCUCUAUUUCUCGAUGGAAAAGCUGUAUAUUUUAGUGUUCAAGACGAAAGUUGAAAGAGCUCUGGAACAGUCCUAAAUUGAAAGGGCAGAUGUAGAUUUUAAAUCCUCAUCGACGCCAUUGUUAUCGUAAUUUUAUUUUUUUUUUGGUCUUCAGUCUUAAUUUUUCUUUUGGGGACAGUUGACUGGUACUUAUUGUUUAGCGGAGAAAUGUAUUUUGUCUGAAAACUUGUAAAUAGUGAGGGGAUGAUGGGAGUUACUUGAAGCGCAUUGAUUGAUCAUGUAUUGGUAUUAGCAGCAGCUCAGGCGUGUGUAAAUUGCAUUCGCCUAAAAGUCUAAUCAAAGUGCUGCUGGGCUAUUGAGAAAUUUCAAUUUUCAACAAGAAUCAAGCGGUGUCAGACUAGAAUUCAAGAAGUUGACCGUCUCUUUCAGGGUAGAAAUUUUCCAAUUUCUCGUGUUUGAG